Molecule: messenger RNA, 4598 nt
Organism: Pseudomyrmex gracilis
Lineage: Eukaryota; Metazoa; Arthropoda; Insecta; Hymenoptera; Formicidae
Gene: Tmf
Product: TATA element modulatory factor
Exons: 11
Coding region: 168-4328 (1386 amino acids)
Cellular component (GO): endoplasmic reticulum; Golgi apparatus
Source: RefSeq, a predicted model, not a curated record
UAGAAAUUGACAGCACUGACAUUACUUGUCGCAAACAUGUCGGCUGCUGAGUGUAUUUUGACGAUUGACACGCAAAACGCCUGCGAGUAAAAAUAUAAACAUCUCGCGAGAGCAGAAAAGUGUCUCGCUGUCACAAUUGUCACUUUCGAGAAUGCCACGUAUAAAACAUGAGCUGGUUUGAUGCUACAGGAUUUGCCAAUUUGGCAAAAUCUGCUCUGAAGGGAGCUCAGAAGACAAUAGACAAAGCUUUGGAUAUCAAGGAAGAAGAACCAAAACUUUCAUCGCAUGAUGAGACUACUGAUUUUUUUGCAAGCUGGGGAGUGCAGAAUGAUGAAGAAACCAAUAAGUCCAACAGCAAUUCACAGAAACAGCAAAACUCAAGCAGUAUUUGGGGUAGUUUUACUGGUUCGUUUUUUGAAUCGCCAAAAUUAAUAGAAGAAAAUGUGCGGAAGACUGUAAAGCAUUCAGAGUCCUUUCAAAGCACCACAAGUCAAGAUAACCAAGAACAUGGACUGGUAUCUUCAACUUCUGCUCCUGAAAAAUUGGCAGCCAAAGACACAAAGUCUACAAAGAGUGAAGCUGUAAAUAAAACAAACGAGAAAGAGUUUAGUUGUGUCAGUGAUACUGUAAAUACUAAUAAUAGUAUAUUUAAAGAAUCUGAUAAUGAUAAAAGUAUGUUAAAAUCUUAUAUAUCCUCAGAGCAAUUGCCUCUAGAUAAUGUUGUUCCUAUCAGCACUGAGAAGAGUAUAGCUAAAAGUAUUAGUUUAGAUUCGGAACAAAUAUGCCAUGUACCAACAGUAAAAAACAUUGAUGAUGAUUCUAGCGAAGAAGAAGGACAAGAUAGUAAUGAAACAACAUCAGAAAGCAACAACACCAAUCAAUUAUCAAAUCCCACUAAUGUGUUCCAAACAGUACCUAAUAUUUCUUCCGAGAGUGAUAAGAAAAGCUUUGAGAGUGUGGAGAUACUUGGUUCGCAAUCUAACACUGAUUGCACCACCACACCCGACUCAGAUCCCACUUCUGCUACAAAUUCGUUGAGUCCUUCAGUUGUCGGUAUCAAGGUAAAUUCUGAAUCGGUAGAGAUAUUGCCGGACAGUCUGGUAACGUCACCGAGCUCCGUAGAAGUUCUGGGAGAUUGGAAAAGCGACAGCAGUCCUUAUCUGUCACCAAUAGAUCCAAAGAAUUCAGAAUCAUCUCCUAUUCUAGAUGGAGACGAAUGUGCCACACCGUGCAUAGAAUGCACCGAUAUGUUACAGCUACCGAGUAGCAGAAGUCAAGCCGAAGCCUCAUCGUCCGAUAUCUCUCCGUACGAAUCUCCGAUGGAAGAAGUCAAAAUGUUGAACACCAAUUCAUAUUCUUGUAGUAUUGAUAGUACACCGUCGCCUAAUGCGUUUUCUAGUCUAGAUAUGAAUAAAACUUCGUUACAUACGACGGACAGUUCCAAAACAUCGCCUGAAAGCGUUGAGGUGAUACCUGAGGAUGUGGACGAAUUAGAUGAAGCGAGUGUGGCCGAAGAUUCUUAUACUUCGGCUUCCGAGGGUACGAUCAUGACGAUACUCGAGCCGUUUCAACAAUUGGAUGCUGGUAAAAAUAAGAUGGAAUUGGUCGACGUUAAGAUAUCUGCACAGAUGCAUGAUUCGUGCCCAGACAAUAGACAAUUGUUGGCCAAGGCUUGUACAGAAAACAAAUUAAAUUUGAGCCUUGACUCGUUAAAAGAAAAACACAAUUUGCAUUUAACGCUUGAGCCAAUCACUACACAACCAAUUCGCAAAACGGAUCAUUUAGAGGGAGUGAAUGAAAAAUCGGAUGUUUCUACUUUUUCUGAGUUAAUGAACACCACUAUAGAACCACCGGAUCCGGACAUUUAUUCUCACAUCGAUAAUGUGGAAGAAACAAAAAUAGUCGAGAGUAAUACCGAUCAGUAUUUAAUAUCUACAGAUUCAAGUAGAGAGGGAACCUUGAUAGAGAGCAGUUCGGAGGAAAAUGCGACGUUAAUUUGUACAAGUGAUUCGAAAGUCCUAGAAACACCUUUAACUACGAGUUCGUACGUGAAAACUAUGCUGGCUGAUGCUAUGGUCGAGAAAGGUGAAAUAAUCGAUAUGGAACAUCAUUGUGCCGAAGUGCAGCGAGAAAACUCGCCUAUAUCUUCAGAAAGUCGUUCCGAUCUGGUGAAAAUUGGUUCUGAUCAAACUAGCGGACAUACGAGCGGAGAUGAAUUAGAAACAACAACAUCAAGCGACAUUGAAAUAAUAUCCAGUGUUCAACAUACAAACAGAGAGUCAACACAUGAUUUGUUGAUCAGUCCGAACGGAGAUUCGAGUUCGACCCAAUCGCGACAGAGUCCGGCGAAACUGCAAUUAACUAAAAGCGGUGAUUUGCUAACAAAAACUUUAAAAACUAGAGGACAUUCUCGUGAAUUAAGCGAGAUCAGUGUAGGAUCGGACGAUGCAAAUGUGGAAAUAGAAAAAUUAUUAAAGCGUAUACAGGAGAUGACUGAAAUUUUGGAGGCUAGAGAAUCGAAGCUAAUCGACGUGAGCAGAAUAAACAUGGAAUUGCAUGAACAAAAUGCAAAUUUGAUGAAGCAACUUGAGAAUUUUCAAAAACACGCGGAGCAGAAUCAAAAUAUAAAUCAAAUCACGGAUGAAUAUACGCAGCGUUUAUCAGCAUUAGAGAGAAAGUUUCAACAGGCGAUAAGGGAGCGUGAUCAAUUGAGAAAAAAUCUAGAUCAAUUGAAAUUGGAAGCGGCUUCGCGUUUGUCAUCGCAAGAAAUGUCUAGCAUAAACGCCGAGAAGGAUGAAAUUAUAAAAGAGCUUCGUGAGGAGGGCGAAAAACUCAGCAAACAACAACUUCAACAUAGUAACAUCAUUAAAAAAUUGCGAGUAAAAGAGAAGGAGACUGACGCAACGAUAAAAAGUCAAAAAGAACAAAUAGAGGAACAACAUACAGAGCUAGAAAGAUUAAAGCGAUCGUUAUAUGCGAAAGAAGAAGUGGAACGUAGUCAGAUAGAAGCAGUUCACACACUGACGGCAAAAACAAAAAAACAAGAGAAAGAAAUAUUGACACUACAGGAAAAACUAGAUAAUGCGUUACACAAAAUGGAGGCUUAUAAAAAAAGUUUGGAUGCCGCAAAAGUAGACUUAGCAGAGACAAAGAAAAAAUUGAUAGCCACAGAAGAAGAAUUGAAAGAAGCUGUGGAUAAUGCAGGAGAAUCGUGCCAGUUGUUUGCCCAACUAGAGGAUUUAAAACUGAAAUAUCGUCAAGCCGAGGAAGCUCAUGUCAAGAGGGAGGAGUUUCUCAAACACGAAAAUAACGAGUUGCUCAAACGAUUGGAAGCCGCAGAAGCCAGAAGUGAAGAAUUAUCCGAAUCCGUUUCGGUUGCAACAAAACCUCUGUUAAGGCAACUGGAACAGCUCCAAGCAAAUUUGUUACAUAAAUCUAACAGCUAUAUGAAGCAAGAGAAAGUUUUGUCGGAAAAAAUUAUAGAAUUGCAGUCUAAAAUCGAGAAUCUCGUCGAGACGGAUCGUCUUCUGAAAGAAGAGAAUUUCAAUUUAAAAUCCAAAGAGUCGCACUUAGAAUCGAAGCUCAAUUUAAAGGAAAAAGAAAAGACAGGAUUACAGGAAUCAUACAAUAAUUUAAAGGAGAAAAAUGAAAGAUUGCUGGAACAAACUAAGCAACAUCAAGAAACAAUAAAGACCCUUGAGCAGACGCAUUCCGAUUACGUGCAGGAACUGAAGAGAGAGAUAAAUGCGUUAGAGAAUAAGUUAGCCGUGGAGAAAGCAGCGACCGACGCGGAAAGAAGAAGAAAUAACGCAUUACUAGAGCAGCAGCAAAACACCGAUGAUGAAUCGCGAUUUAGUCCUACUCUAAGUAUUGGACAAGAAUCCGUCAGCAGUGUAAACAGCGUCUGGCCAAGUUUUAGCGAUUCAGUGUUCGAUAAUAAUUCCGGAAGAUUUCCUCCAAUCUCGUAUGAAAAUAUCAGAGCAGGUUCGAGCAGUACGUCGAUCUUCGAAAAUCUGCAGGCGCAACUAAAACAAAGAGAUGGCGAGAUACAACAACUUCAAUGGGAGUUGUCUCGGCGGAAUGCCGAGAGGGACGCACUGAACUCGGAAGUAGCGACGUUAACUCUGAAAGUUGAGGAUUUGAGCAGUAAGGUGACGGAAGCACAAGCGCUUAAUGAAAGCCUCGCUGAAACACAGACGCGAUAUGAUGCUUUAUUGCAAAUGUACGGCGAAAAAGAGGAAGAGAAUCAAGAAUUGCGAUUGGACCUUGAAGAUAUUAAGGAGAUGUACAAAAUGCAGAUUGAUCAAUUAUUAAAGAGACAAAAUUAACUAUGACUUACGUGAUGUGAAAUGUUCAGGAACACAGACUGUUUGACGUGAAGCCUAUAUAAUUCUCGGUGAAAAAAUUCGAUUACUAUUACAUAAUGUAAACUUUAUCUUGUUCUAUCACUAAUUUUUGUCUACUCCUAUCAAAAUUCGGCACACAUACAACAGUUUUAUAUAGUGAACGAUUUUAGUGACUCAAAGAGAAAAAACUGAAAAAAAUGUAUUUCUAAUGUAUUUCUAGAAUGAAUAUAACGCGAAAAUUUGUGAUAAAGA